AUGGCGAACGGAAAAGACGAAAUACACAAUACGGGUGUUGCCACCGGCCCCGAAGCGCAGGACGAGGACGCCCACAUCACAAGCCAUGAGAAGGCCCAGCAAAAAAUCCUCAACGAUGCUCGGUUAGCUACUGAAAAGGAGCGUUCUAUGACGCUCAUGCAAGGCAUCCGACUGUACCCCAAGGCCAUCGCCUGGAGUGUGUUGAUCAGUGCCUGCAUUAUCAUGGAAGGAUAUGAUGUGGCUUUAAUCAACAAUUUUUACGCCUUCCCCGAGUUCAAGAAAAAGUAUGGCGAGCAGUUGCCGAAUGGUGACUGGGAAAUCCCAGCCGCGUGGCAAUCCGGACUGAGUAAUGGUGCAAAUGUCGGCGAGCUGAUCGGCUUACUACUCAACGGCUGGUUCUCCGAACGUUUUGGGUAUCGAUGGACCGUCAUUGGCUGCCUCCUACUCAUCAAUGCUUGGACGGCUAUAUUCUUUACUGCGCAAAAUGUGCAGGCGUUGCUGGUAGCCGAGAUUCUGUGCGGUAUUCCAUGGGGCGUCUUCCAAACAUUGUGCAUCACGUAUGCCUCCGAAGUAUGCCCGGUGGCCAUGAGAGGCUAUCUGACUACUUACGUAAACUUUUGCUGGGGUGCCGGUCAGGAAAUCGCCAUAGGCGUUCUCCUUUCUAUGUUGAAGAGGAACGACGAAUGGUCGUAUCGCAUCCCAUAUGCGCUCCAAUGGAUGUGGCCUACGCCCUUGAUCAUUGGAAUUUACUUUGCCCCAGAGUCUCCUUGGUGGCUCGUCCGUCACAAGAAGCUCGACGAGGCCAAGAAGUCACUGCUCAGACUGACGAGCCUCAACAAGGAGACUGAUUUCGAUGCGGACGAGACACUCGCCAUGAUGGUUCAUACCACAGCCCUAGAGGAGAAGACCACUGCAGGGGCUUCGUAUUUUGACUGCUUCAAGGGUCACGAUCUUCGCCGCACCGAGAUCGUCUGCAUGGUCUGGGCGAUUCAGAAUCUUAGUGGAAACUCCUUUUCCAAUUACUCCACAUACUUUCUGACCCAGGCUGGACUUGACUCCAACGCCUCGUAUAGCUUUGCACUUGGACAAUAUGCAAUGAACAUGGUUGGCGUUUUUGGCGCUUGGUGGCUUAUGAGUCUUGGAAUUGGGCGCAGAUCUCUUUACCUUUACGGCCUGUGUGGCCUGUGCUCGAUGCUCAUGAUCCUCGGCUUCCUAGGCCUCGUGCCUGAAGAACACCGAAGGCCGGCUGCGAUCGCUACCGGCAGUAUCAUGCUUGGCUGGGCUCUCGUGUAUCAGCUCACCGUCGGCACAGUGUGCUACUCGCUCGUUGCCGAGAUUUCCACGCGCAGGCUCCAGAUCAAAACCGUGGUACUCGGGAGGUGCCUCUACAUCAUCGUGGGAAUAAUCACCAGUGUCCUCACACCUUAUAUGCUGAACCCAGGCGAAUGGAACUGGCGCAACUAUGCGGGCUUCUUUUGGGGCGGCGUCUGCUUCUGCUGCAUCCUGUACACCUACUUCCGCGUCCCGGAACCGACCGGCCGCAGCUUUGCCGAGCUCGAUAUGCUUUUCCAAAAGGGCAUCAGUGCGAGGAAGUUCGCGUCUACCGAGGUCGACGUCUUCAACGCCGACCUCCAAGGGACGCUGAUGGACAAAUACCAGAAACAGCAGUUGGGUACCGCUCACCAUAUCGAAAAGACCGCCUGA
Messenger RNA from Pyricularia pennisetigena, 1704 nucleotides. RefSeq lists its product as uncharacterized. Gene Ontology annotation, biological process: carbohydrate transport; transmembrane transport. Gene Ontology annotation, cellular component: membrane. The record is from RefSeq and is a predicted model, not a curated record. NCBI's taxonomy places the organism in Eukaryota, Fungi, Ascomycota, Sordariomycetes, Magnaporthales, Pyriculariaceae. Bases 1 to 1704 code for a protein of 567 amino acids. The transcript has 8 exons. Gene Ontology annotation, molecular function: carbohydrate:proton symporter activity.